AUGCUCUCAGACACUUGGUUUAAAAAUUCGAAUAACGCUAUCUUACGGAAGACGCUGUUUAAGGGUCUGGCCAGUAUAAUGCUGAGCCUUGCCCGUGCUCCCUUACCACGCAUUGGAUCAUUUGUUAUAGAUAAUAACGGCUUUAUCUCCUUAUCGAACCGGCCGCUAACUCUAGAAAUCCAAGAGUUAGAGAAUGAGGGGAUUCCAAUAGACAUUGCGCGUGACUAUACAUAUUCGACCACUGAUUCCUACGCCACUGAUAUGGUGAGCCUUCACGAUAGCCGCCUACUCUAUCAACCGAACGCUAUUAAUAAUGGCUCAGACUUCAUGCAGCAGGCGACGGCAUUAACAGGAAUGCGUACCUCUAUUCCUCUCUUCUUCCGGCGAGACUUACGCCGAGGUCCAUUUGUAUUCUCUCUAACUGACCUCCAUCAGAGCAAUAUAUUUGUCGACAAAAUGUGGAACAUUACCUCACUCGUAGACCUUGAAUGGGGAUGUUCGCUACCAAUCGAGAUGAUUCAUCCGCCUUAUUGGCUUGCAAGUCAAUUCGUCGACACUAUUGACGAGGAGGAAUAUAAAAAGAUGUGGACGGAAUUCGGACAAGUCUUAGCCCAGGAAGAACUUGAUACCAAACAAGAACCCCAGCUAUCAACAAUCAUGACGAGAGGAUGGGAGAUAGGUACCUUUUGGUAUUCACUCGCCCUACAAAACCCCACUGCUAUCUUUCGUUUAUUUAUCGAUAAAAUCCAGUCGAGACUCGGGAAAGGCAUAUAUAACGAAGAUCAAUACGGGCUUGUAAUGACAUCUCACUGGGCAUUUAAUGUCACCGAUAUUAUCAAGAGAAAGAUAAGAGAUAAAGAAGAAUAUGACAAUAAACUUCGACAAGCUUUCGGCGAACCAGCGCAAAUCUAG
This is a messenger RNA of Trichophyton rubrum CBS 118892, 912 nucleotides long. RefSeq lists its product as uncharacterized. The coding region runs from base 1 to 912 and encodes 303 amino acids. The record is from RefSeq and is a predicted model, not a curated record. The transcript has a single exon. NCBI's taxonomy places the organism in Eukaryota, Fungi, Ascomycota, Eurotiomycetes, Onygenales, Arthrodermataceae.